UCUACUAAACAUCCUCUUUAUCAGUUGUUAUGAGUGUUGUUACAACUACCAUGAAAUGCUAGUGCGCAAUCCAGCCAGAAGAUGGGUUCGAGCGCGCUCUCUCUCUCUCUCUCUCUCUCUCUCUCUCUCUCUCUCUCUCUCUCUCUCUCUCUCUCUCUCUCUCUCUCUCUCUCUCUCUCUCAAACAACCCAGUCUGUCAGUGUGCGGCGAGCGUUCAGAACAAGUCUCACUAGUCGGAUUUCUGCCAGUGAGUGAAGCACAUCGAGAGAAUCCAAGCAGGAAAGACGAGAAAUGAACUAUCUAAUGCGUUGCUACAUCCGAGCACAUUCUCAAAUACCCUGCAAUCGAGACCCAUGAAUAAGGAUUGCACUAUUUCUUUUUCCAGCCCUGGCUAAUCUGGCUGUAAUUUUGUCUGCUUCGAGACAGUUGUGUAGAAUUAAUAUGCUUGCUUUCAAUGUGCAUUCAUUUGUUUCGUUCCACUCUUGAUUUUUGUGAACUAUCUGGAUUGAGUUGCACGUCUCAGCCUUUCAUUGCAUCGAAAUCUGUGGAUGUGAGAUUACUAAAUCCAGCGCGAGAACUGGAGGAAAGAAAGAAGAGAGAUCUCUCCAGCGUCAACAUGUUCUUCUGAAGAUGGCGAGGAACUGCUCACCCAUUUCAAACCAUCAUCCAUCAACAACCGUGCUGUGAUCGUCACAUUCCCUUUUCAGUCAAUCCGUCAAUUGGAAAAACAUUCCAAAUCCUUCAAUUGGGUAAAACGACAAAUGGGGAUAAAAAGGGCAAGGGGAAAAUAAGUCAAGCCUAAAAGCAGUGGAGAAAAGUGUGAAGAAAGCAUCACGAAUUGAUUGGAAAAGUAAACUCUCGAAGGGAAAACUCUGGAAAUUGAUAUUGGAGCUGAGUUUCGUCCACGAGUCCAUUUGAGAAACAAACGCACCUGAGCUACUCUCCAUAAAGACGUGUUUUGUGUAACCUACUUUUCUGCAUUAGGUCCACAUAGAUUUCAUUUUUAUUCAACCUGUUUUCUUGCGGUUGUCGUAAAUAUCCAUGUAUGAUCCCUAAACACGUUAUUCCCACUCACUUUGACGGGUUUCCCUAUAGCCCCGUGGGCUGAAGCACAUACGCUUUGUUCACAGUCCAGAGCUGCUCCAACCUCUGGGUGAAGAUCCCACGGAUCUUUGAUGGCAGUAAAUAGACGGAAUUCGGGAUCUGAAAUGGCGAGUCGGCGCUGUGAAAAUGGAUUGGGAAUUCUGCUGAUGUUCUUAGUGGAUUUACUGGGGAUCACGGCGACCAACAUGGAGCCCAUCUAUUGGAAUUCCUUGAACAAAAGGUUUAAUGAUGAUAAGGGUUAUGUCCUGUACCCUCAGAUCGGGGAUCGCUUGGAUCUCAUUUGUCCAGGAUCAGAGCCCCCCGGCCCUCGGGCCCCCGCUGAGUACGAGUUCUACAAACUGUACCUGGUGUCGUCACGGGAUCAGGCAGACAGGUGUGAAGUGACCGGGGCCCCCAAUCUGCUGCUCACUUGCGACAAACCCAACAGCGACAUGCGUUUCACCAUCAAGUUUCAGGAGUACUCGCCCAACCUGUGGGGCCACGAAUUCAAAACCAAUCAGGACUACUUCAUCAUCGCUACAUCAGACGGGACGCGUCAGGGACUAGAGAGCGUGAGAGGAGGAGUUUGUGCUACACAGGGCAUGAAGGUGGUGCUAAAAGUGGGACAGAGUCCAUAUGGCAUCCCGGCCAAGUCCCCCAAAGCCGACCCAGCAGGCCGUAUCAACAACCCAAAUCCAGGUGCUGGAAACAACACACAUCCCAAAAUUCCCCCUAGAGGGUCGGGUGGAGAAAACGGCCCCCUUCCUCCCUCCAACAUUGCGGUUAUCGCGGGCGCAGCCGGAGGUUCUGCCUUUCUCCUUCUCGUCACUGCCGUGAUCUGCGUGGUGUGUUACCGACGACGACACGCCAAACAUUCUGAGUCGCACCACCCUCCCCUUUCCCUCUCCUCCCUGACCUCGCCCAAACGAGGCUGUGGCGGGGGCGGAGGAGGCGGCAACAACAACGGCUCAGAACCUAGCGACAUCAUCAUCCCGCUGCGGACUUCUGACUCCGCCUACUGCCCGCACUACGAGAAAGUCAGCGGGGACUACGGGCAUCCGGUCUACAUCGUGCAGGAGAUGCCCCCUCAGAGCCCCGCCAACAUCUACUACAAAGUAUGAGAGCCGUAGUAGACGACCUUAACGACAACAAGACCACACCAACCUUAAUGACUACCUAAAUCCCGCUCCUAAACUCGACCCCGCAGUCCUCCACGUGACUGCGGCAUUCGGAGUCCCUCGUAGAUCAGAUUAUUUUACCUUCACACACGUUUCUCCGAUACGCAGAUAGUUUGGGGUCGGGUGUGUGUGUAUGUAUGUGUUAUCAUUCCUCGCAACCCCCACCCACCCCCCCCCAAGCUUCGGCCUUUUGUUAGAGAGAGGAUGUCCUAAUAUGAGGGCCUCCUGCUCUCUAUCGUCCCACAGGGAUGAGUUCGUAAAGCUAGAGAAGACCUCCUGGAAUUAUUCAACCAACUGAAAAAACAUGAAAACUCCUUGUUUUAUUGGGGACAUUCUGGAGCACAGACAUCGAAAAUGUGUCUUUUCUGAUGUACUUGCAAUAUAAACCAACAAAAAAAUACAAAUAAAACGCAACUUCAUGUGAACUUGGGACUUCGAAUGCUACAUUUACUCACAAAUAGCAGUCGAGUUUGUGUUACUACUCCUCUUUCGAGGGGAGGGGCCAUUGAUUCAGCCAAUCGUCACACAGGGCUGCAGUUACGUGAUCUAGGACCCAUGUGUUUGAUUGGUGGUGUUUUAGUGGCGUGGAGAAUCUUGUAUAUUUUAAUAACGUGUGUAUUUUGUGAGUGUGUAGGAUAAAUAUUCCGACACUGCUGUCACACAUUGUUGCGACCGGUGUGCUUCAGUAACAUUUUAGUGUUUGUAUGAGUGCGAAUGAGUGUGUGUUUGAGUACAGUGUUAGCGUGAACAUGAGUGUGUUAGACUGUUUCAAAACCAAAACACAAAAUAUGAGCGAACAUCAAAAAAAGUUUUUUGUUAAUCGCUUUCAACACAGAUUAUAAUUAAAUAUGAAUACUCACUUCAAAAUAUGAAGAAAUUUUUAGAUUGUUUUUUUUUCUUCAUGUAAAUUUACAAUUCCUUUGUUAGGCCUAAUUUUUUUAUCAUUUUUUUUUUUUUUAUGACAUGCUGACCUAGUUUCUUCCCCUUUUGAGUUGUAAAUUAAUUUAAUACUUUCAUUCUGUUGCGGAAACUGAGUUUGUUUGGUUGUUUUCCCCUCAUUUUCCUCUUUCCCAGGAGUCUCCUCCGCUUUACACAUAUAUUUUUAUAGCUCCUUGUACUCUGAUGUAGUUUUGAAGCUAGACCUCGUUUGUGAACGUGUUGAGGUAGAACAAUAUGAGAGAGGUUUUUAUUAUUAUUUUUAAAGGCUUUUUUUAACAAAAAGGGGAAAAACAGAAAGGAGGGAAGAAUUUGAGGGGGUGAAAUAAAAUAAAAGAAUGCUUACUCCACCUGUGAAGCAAGGAAACUUCUAGAAAACUAUGAAAGAAUUGCACAUUAAAAGACAAAAAUAGGAGAGGUGGUGGGGGGAGAAAAGGAAAGAGGUUUGAAGGAGAAUCGAGAGAGUGAAGUGAAGGAGAGCGGUAUGGAGAGAGAUAGGAAAGGUUUUUAAUAAACUCUUGGAAGAGCUUGUCUGAAACGGUGGAGGAGGCAGAUGUGAGCACGGCAGCGUUUUGAGGUAGAAAGACAGACUGAUGAGGGGAAGAAAGGAACUCAUUCUCUCAGAUGGACAACAGGAUAGAUGGACACACAGAAUUACUUUCUUACAGACACACAGUGCCCUUUUUUGUUCACACGAAGUGAAGUGGAAAUAUUUCAAGACUCAUUUCAAAUUCUUGUGUGUCUCCGAACACAUCUCAAUAUAAUGCAGACGCUCACACACACUUGGAGAAAGACUCAAUGGCCGUGGCACACAAAAAAGCUCUUAUAAAGAGACACUUUAUAUACACAGUCAAAAGCCAUUCUGAUUGGCCAUAUAUGCUAGUUACCUCAAAUAGAGUCCGAUUAGCAUCAUUCUUUCGCACCUAAUCUCUCUCUCUCUCUCUCUCUCUCUCUUACAUACACACAAUCAUGAAGCUCUGUAACUAACUGUGUGUGUGUUAGUGCAAUCUCUCUUAAGCACGAAACACACUCUAUGCAAGUACGUGAGCGCAAGCACUUCAAGCUGAAAUGUUUCUGAACAUGAUUCUGUACGCAUUGCAAUCUCAGUGUGGCCACAAGGGGCACUAUAGCAAGCAUUAGCAUUUGGUAAAUACCUUCUUCUAUGGUUGGUUGUGUCUUUCAGGUCAAUUUAUGUGACUGAACAACAGUUAGCAAAUAGCAACUCAGAUAAUAACGCAUUCAUUUUAUUACCGCCACAAAAUGCAUAUUAUGAUCUGUAUGUACAAUGGGACUGCACAUUUGCAUCGGACAAACAUUGGUGUCUGCAUUUCCGUACUUGCAUAAAGUACAUUUCUGGCCUUAGGUGUGUUCUCUUACACUGCCAUUGCCACAGUGUGUGUUUGUAUGCAUGUAAAGGUUAUACAGUAGCUAUGAAAUACACUGCAUACACACGCAAAGAAUAACAAGCCAUUCAUACACAAAUAUGUUGGUAGUCUUACUUUGCAGAUGUGUUUACCGAGACUGAACAAUCUGUGUCCAAUCUGCCUAGAAAAACUGUCUUUCAGAAAGUUUUUUUCUUUCAUUUUUUGUCCCUCUGCUGCAUCAAAACUGGGAGAAAAAAGAAAAAGAAAAAAAAAAACAUUGUUUUCCUGUCACAUUGAUGUUAUCUCUUACACAAUAUGGAUUUUGUUACUUCAAUAUCAAGUUGCCUAAAUUGUAGAGGUGUUACAUUUGUUCGGCACUGUUGUAUUUGUGGGCUGUUUCAUACAUAUUUAAGCAUUCAGUUUUGGUUCUUUCCAAAUUAUGUUAAAGAUACUAGAACAAUCUAUGUCAGCUAUGUCUCUGGCCCUGUGCACAUGGACAUGAUGGUGUAUGCGUGUUUGUGGGUAUGUCCAAAACGCACACGAUCGAGAAGCCUUGGACAUCGUUCAACGACAGACCGACAUGGAGGGGAGCAGGUGCUGUUGUGUUUGGACGAAUCAGCAACAUCACAGCGGACGCAUGAGGAGACACAAACACUCUCUGCCCACCAUCAUCCAUUUUUUGGGUCUUGUUUAUCGAACAUCUGGCCUCAGAAAGGUUCAUCUUCUGUCUUUUACAUCGAGCUGUUCUUUGUGCACUUGCUUUCUCCACGAACACUGGGACUAGUAUUCUGUACGCAGACAAAAGCAGGGGACGAACCACAAAGUGUGUAUAUUUUUAGAGAACGCUUCAGUGUGUGUACGUGUUUCUCUGUGCCAAUAGCCAGCGGGUGGCGGCCAUUUUAAAGAGCUCCAUUCCUCUCCAGUGAUGUGUUCAGACGUUUGUAAAACACCAUGUUUGUGUACGAUGUUUUCUUUUCCGUGUCCAUUCCUACAUCUUACCCCCUCACGCUCUCUUGAUUUCCCUCCUGCAUACAAGGGUUAAACUAAUACAUUCCUUUGAAGAAAUGUUGAUUAAAAAACAUACAAGAAAAUGUUUAAGCUGCAUUCUUUGAUCUUGCAAGUGCUCUUUAGUAGGUGUAUGCUUGUGUUUGUGUGCAUAUAAUUAUGUGAACAUUCACUGAAAAUGUAACUGAAUGUGAUAAAAAGAAGCUUUUGUUAUAUUUCUUUAUUUUUCCUUCGACUCAAUGAUAACUCCUCACUUCUCUAAAUGUAAUGUUUGAGGUCGCUAUUCGUUGCCAACAGAGCAAUGAAUGUGUUCUUUAAACGCGCAGAAAUACUUCCAACUCUUUUCGUGUUAUUUAUUUCAUACUGUAUCUCCUUCAUUUUUUUAUUGCUUUCCUUUAGAUCCUACCGUAUUUUUCCAAAAUGCCCUUCAGUUGCCAAAGCAACCAUUUCCUUCUGGCAACAAUUCUCACAAAAUAUGGUCCUGAUUGUCCCUGUGAGUUUGCCACAUAUAGCUACAGGUUAUACAGAGGCAAAGACCUUAUUAGUGCCCAGGGAGUGCUUUAUGCAUCACAGUCCUCUCAUGGGUGAGCCUUGAUAUAGGUGUACAAGGAUAGUGGAAGGAAACAGAAGCGAAGAAACUAAAUUCAAUUUAUAAAUAUCCUCAAAGGGUUAUGUGGUUAUCUUUACUAUGUAAUCAUUUUCUCAGAAUAUGCUUGUAGUCCAAUAAUGAAUAUUGAUGAUGACGGAGAUUUAUAACUACAAUAUGAAAAUAUCCACAUAAGCUAAUGCAUUCAAAUAAUUGCCUGAAUACACACAAACACACGGCCAUAUACAAUGGGCCCAAAAUGUAUUUGGAGACUUCUACAACACAUCAUUUUACUGCAUUAGAUGGCAAAAGAUGAAACCUAGUUGCUUUUAAUUAAA
This is a messenger RNA of Xyrauchen texanus (razorback sucker), 6490 nucleotides long. RefSeq names its product ephrin-B3-like. The transcript is spliced from 5 exons. Gene Ontology annotation, cellular component: plasma membrane. The record is from RefSeq and is a predicted model, not a curated record. Lineage: Eukaryota; Metazoa; Chordata; Actinopteri; Cypriniformes; Catostomidae. Bases 1176 to 2204 code for a protein of 342 amino acids. Gene Ontology annotation, molecular function: ephrin receptor binding. Gene Ontology annotation, biological process: axon guidance; ephrin receptor signaling pathway.